Messenger RNA from Ziziphus jujuba (common jujube), 707 nucleotides. RefSeq lists its product as uncharacterized. Lineage: Eukaryota; Viridiplantae; Streptophyta; Magnoliopsida; Rosales; Rhamnaceae. The transcript is spliced from 4 exons. The record is from RefSeq and is a predicted model, not a curated record. The coding region runs from base 209 to 478 and encodes 89 amino acids. Gene Ontology annotation, cellular component: mitochondrion.
UUUGUCAUUCGGUUCGGAUCCUGAUCUUCAACAGAAGGAGCUCCGUUUUCCCUCUUCUUCUUCUUCCCCCCCCAUCAAAACACAAAGACUUUCCUCAAUUUUGCUGUCGCUGAUACUAUCAGAGGAGCCCAAAAGCAACCUCGCCAACUGCCCAAUAAAGAGUACCACAGUUCGCUUUCGAUUCUUUUUUGGGUGAAAAAAAAAAAACAUGCAUCCUCCAUUAACGCUUCACAAGCAUCCCAUGUGUGCCAAAGUAAUUGAGCAGUUCCAGAAGUGUCAUGUAGACCAUCCUAUUGCAAAAUUUUUUGGUGAAUGUACAGACCUCAAAGUAAAGCUUGAUCGCUGCUUCAGGCAAGAAAAAGCCUUGAAGAGGAAGGCAAAUUUUGAAAACAGUAAGAAAUUGAAGGAAAGGCUACACGCUUUCAGGAAGGAAAACAAUGAGAGAAGCAGUGAAGAGAAGAAUUUCAUGCAAGCUUAAUGGUCAAAAUAAAGGCAUCCUGUCAUACCUCAAAAGAAUUCAAUGUCAAUCAAAUACCUUGCAACAUGUUGGUGUUUCCAUGAUUUCUUUUUUUUUUUUUUUUUUUGGUGGUGAAAUUUUUUCCAAGAAUUAAUGUAGAUGUAAUAGGACGCAAUGUAUUGCUAUUCACAAAUUGGUGAUAAGUUGGAAUAUGGUCCACAUCGAGUUGCUUAUGAUAUUCUUUUCAUCU